AUGAUUGAUGUAUUGACCUUGCCGCCCACAUUUCAGGACUCAAUCAUCGUAGCCCGAGAGCUGGGAGUAUCCUACCUGUGGAUUGAUAGUCUUUACAUCAUUCAGGACAAGCAGGAUGACUGGGCACGGCAGGCUGAGCACAUGGACAAGAUAUAUGAGAACGCACUGCUUGUCGUCGCAGCGGUGUCAUCUGACCAUGGCUCGGUCCCCUUUCAGGGUGCAGAGGCUCCCUCAACAAGAUCACAUUACCACACCGUGAAUAUCGGUCUCAGAGCCACAGACGCGUCGGGCGACGAAGAGUCAACAAGCUGUCCCAGGGCUAGAAGAUAUGAACCGUUUUUCAGCCCCACUUGGAUUGAUGGACCACUUGAAGGGCAAGCGUGGGCAUGGCAAGAGCGUCAUUUUGCUGUGCGUAUCCUCAGCUUCACGGACAUAGAAGCCAAGUGGCGUUGUAAGGUCACAGUCGCGUGCGAAUGCCGGUAUGGAGACGACGCAUAUCAGCAGCGGGACGAACAUGAGGCGACCCUUAAGGACCGGCACACUUGGAUCGGGGAAUAUUCGACACGAAAUCUCACAUAUGGUACCGACAAGUUACCCGCCAUUUCGAGUGUCGCUUCACGCUUGCACGCUACAUUGCAGUCCAACUACUUGGCUGGACUUUGGGAGAUGGAACUACCAUUCAAUCUCGGCUGGUAUCGCGAUGAAUUCACCGAUGGCCCGAGCUUGAGAGCUCUGAUUAGACCCACAAUGGAUAACGAGGUCCCGUCGUAG
This is a messenger RNA of Alternaria burnsii, 771 nucleotides long. RefSeq lists its product as uncharacterized. Lineage: Eukaryota; Fungi; Ascomycota; Dothideomycetes; Pleosporales; Pleosporaceae. The transcript has a single exon. The coding region runs from base 1 to 771 and encodes 256 amino acids. The record is from RefSeq and is a predicted model, not a curated record.